AUAGCUAGGCGAGCUAAGCUGAAGUCGGCGAGAGUACGUCUAUCAUCCGCUUUGGUGUUGUCUGAAGUUAUGGUGUAAAUUUGCAAUCAGUUUCUUGAUAACUAAUUGUGACAAAAAAUGGUCCGAAACGUCGUAUUGGCUGCGAUUCAGUUCGCUUGUUCGGAGGACAAGCAAGCGAAUGCUGACAAAGCGGAAUACCUCGUGCGCCAGGCCGCGGCAGCUGGCGCACAAAUCAUUCUGCUGCAGGAGCUUUUCGAGCGGCAGUACUGGUGCCAAGUCCAGCAGAAGGAGUAUUUCUCAUGGGCGGCUCCCUUCGAGGGCAACCCCCUGGUCUCCCGCUUCGCCAAGCUGGCUUCCGAGCUGCGUGUGGUGCUGCCUGUACCUUUUUUCGAGCGCGCCAACAACGCCUAUUUCAACAGCGUGGCCGUGGUGGAUGCUGACGGCUCCGUACUGGGGCUGUACCGCAAAUCCCACAUCCCCGACGGACCGGGGUACCAGGAGAAGUUCUACUUCAACCCGGGGGACACGGGUUUCCGUGUGUUUGACACGAAGUACGGCAAGGUCGGCAUCGCCAUCUGUUGGGAUCAGUGGUUUCCUGAGGCGGCGCGGGCUCUGGUGCUGCAGGGCGCCGAGGUGAUCUUGUACCCUACCGCCAUCGGUUCGGAGCCUCAAGACGCCGACAUCAACUCAUACCCCCACUGGAUUCGUGCGCAACUGGGCCAUGCUGCCGCCAAUUUGGUUCCUGUGGUGGCUUCCAACCGCAUUGGCACGGAGGAGUUACCUGGUGGCAGUCCGACCAGCUACUACGGGGGCAGCUUCAUAGCGGGACCGCAGGGCCAGGUGCUGGCGCAGGUGGGUGCCGCUGAGUUGCACCACGGCAACCCCGACCCCCACCCCCAGCCGGUAGAAGGCUUUGUGACCGCCUCCAUGGACCUGGACCUGGUGGCGCUGGAGCGGGCCGCGUGGGGGGUGUUCCGGGACAGGCGGCCCGAGCUGUACGGUACUCUGGCCACGCUGUCCGGUCACAAGCCUUGAUGGCGAUGAUGAUAUUGACUACGUUGAUGUUUAUUACGAUGUCAAUCAUGGUGGUGUGAUGAUGUUGUAAGGCGGUUGUAAGUAAGGCGGUUGGAGUUGGGUAGUUGUUGAUGCAUGGGAUGGCGAAGAUAAUAAUACAGCGAAUGAUGUUCCGAGCUACAGCUACAGCUGCGAACUUGGGGUUGGUUGAGGGAAAAAGUGUUUGGCGUCUCGCAGCCUGGAGUGAGUGGCUGGUAUGAUACGGCAUAUUUUUAAUUGAGGGCGCUGUAGUAGCAAUAGCUUGCCACACGGGAAGCACGUGGGAAACCUUGGUGCAGUUUUUAAGGGAAAAGGGAAG
Messenger RNA from Volvox carteri f. nagariensis, 1372 nucleotides. RefSeq lists its product as uncharacterized. The record is from RefSeq and is a predicted model, not a curated record. The transcript is spliced from 9 exons. Bases 118 to 1035 code for a protein of 305 amino acids. Gene Ontology annotation, molecular function: N-carbamoylputrescine amidase activity. Lineage: Eukaryota; Viridiplantae; Chlorophyta; Chlorophyceae; Chlamydomonadales; Volvocaceae.